This is a messenger RNA of Brassica rapa (field mustard), 2084 nucleotides long. Its product is annotated as heterogeneous nuclear ribonucleoprotein Q. NCBI's taxonomy places the organism in Eukaryota, Viridiplantae, Streptophyta, Magnoliopsida, Brassicales, Brassicaceae. Gene Ontology annotation, molecular function: RNA binding. The record is from RefSeq and is a predicted model, not a curated record.
CAAAAGGGUUAACUUAUUUUCAACGGGCCGAGCUGCUGCGCUGCUAAACACUUGAUCCUCUCUCUCUCUCACCAACAUUUCUUUAAAUUAGGGUUUUCUUUCCGGCAGCCUUCUCUCUCCCUUCCCUAUUUUUCCCCCCUCUCGCAUAGUUCCAGGCCGCAUAAUAAUAAAAAAAAAACAGGAGAUCUUAAACAUGGAGCUGCAGUUUAAGAUUGGUGGUAUAACUUAGUGUCACCAUCUUCUUCUUAAACCAUUAUUUUAACAACCUCUUUUGCAUCUAACCCAAACCCAACACCAAAUGAUUAUUAUCAUGUUUCACUUUCACUCUUAACCUUCAUUCAUUCAUACCGUUCUUUCUCUCUCAAGUUUUGAUUUUUUUUUUUUGGGACUCUCUUGAUCUCUGUUAUCUGCUUAACUACUUUGGUAUAUUCCUUUUUUCUUUUUAGCCGUUAUUGAUGGCAGAGUCUCUUUUCUUUCGUCUUCUUACUACUGUUUCUUUUCAAACCUUUUUUUCCACCUAUUCUAUUCUCUCUCCCCCACAUGCUUCUGUGUCUCUUCCACAGUUGCACCGCUUUUCUAGCUUCUUACCAUGUCGAGGACGAGGACUGCUGCUUCCGAGGCUCACGAUUCCAUGGAAUCUGAGGAAAGGGUAGACCUUGAUCCCGAGGAGACUCUUGAGGAGGAAUAUGAGUACGAGGAAGUCGAAGAAGAGGAGGAGGUUGAAGAGGAGAUUGAAGAAGAGGUGGAAGUUGAAGUUGAAGAGGAUGACGAGGAAGAAGAAGAAGAAGAAGAAGGAGAAAAGAAAAAGCAUGAUGAGCUCUUGGCACUUCCUCCUCACGGUUCUGAGGUUUAUCUUGGUGGGAUUCCUACUGACGCCUCUGAAGGGGACUUGAAGGGCUUCUGUGAGUCCAUAGGUGAAGUUACUGAGGUUAGGAUAAUGAGGGAGAAGGAGUCUGGUGAUGGAAAGGGGUACGCGUUUGUAACGUUUAGAAACAAGGACUUGGCUUCUGAAGCAAUCGAUAGUCUUAAUAACACUGAGUUCAAGGGUAAAAGGAUAAAGUGUUCGACUACGCAAGCAAAGCACCGUCUCUUUCUUGGUAAUGUUCCUAGAAGCUGGACAGAGUCAGACAUUAAGAAAAAGGCAAGUGGAGUCGGUCCUGGCGUUCAAAAUGUCGAACUCCCAAAGGAUCCACAAAACGUGGGCCGGAAUCGUGGAUAUGCUUUCGUAGAGUACUACAACCAUGCAUGUGCUGAGUACUCCAAACAAAAGAUGUCAGAUCCGAGUUUCAAGCUUGAUGAUAAUGCCCCAACUGUUAACUGGGCUGAGUCGAGGAAUGGAGGAGGCGGAGACUCUUCUGCUGCGCAGGUCAAGGCAUUGUACAUCAAGAACUUGCCUAGAGAUAUAACACAAGAGCGUCUAAAGGCCUUAUUCGAACACCAUGGAAAAAUCUUGAAAGUGGUCAUACCACCAGCAAAGCCAGGGAAGGAAGACAGUAGAUACGGUUUUGUGCACUACGCUGAGAGGACAAGCGUCAUGAAAGCUUUGAAAAACACUGAAAGAUAUGAGAUUGAUGGUCACACUUUGGAUUGUACACUUGCAAAGCCUCAAGCGGAUCAAAAGGCGAAUACACCAACAGGUCAGAACAUGCAGAACUCACUGUUGCAACCAAACUAUCCUCCUCUUCUUGGUUAUGGCAUGGCUCCUAGUCCCUUUGGUGCUCUUGGUGGAUUUGGCGCUUCUCCUUACCCACAACCGUUAAUGCAUGCGGGAGGUCACGCAGCUGGUGGGAUGGCGAUGAUGCCAAUCAUGUUACCCGAUGGAAGAAUCGGCUACGUCUUACAACAGCCUGGACUAGCAGCAGUGCCACAACCUCCACCAAGGCAUUCACCACCGUAUAGGGGAAGCGGUUCCAGCAGCAGUAGCAGCAGCAAAAGAAGUAGCAGCGACAAUGGUAGAGGAAGAAGCCGUUACAAUCCUUAUUAGUGAUUUCAUCAUUUGCUUUUCAUUCUGGAAAAACAUCCCAGUCAACUCCCCAAAACAAAAAUCAGUUUUAACUUUUAAACAUUAUGUUUUUUUUCCUCUU